AAAACAUCAAAUUUAUUAAAGUCAAAUAAUUGAAAGAAAUGGAUAUUAUAGAAGGAAGGAGUGUUGUGAAAGGUACACUCUACCUCCUGUUAACAGUGAUCGGAAUCCCAGGUAAUGUAACUAUCAUUGCAUCAUUUAUCCAUGUUGCCUAUUACGACCAUAAGCUCCUUGCAGCAGAUACAAUCGUGUCCAAUUUGGCCACUGUGAACUUGUUAGUGGCCCUAGUAAGGUGUAUCCCAGAAACCACAGCAGCAUUUGGAUUAAAGCAACUAUUUGAUGACAAUGGUUGUAAGAUUGUAAUUUUCAUCUACAGAACCACCAGGUCUUUGUCUAUCUGGCUGACUUGUCUACUUAGUGCUUUUCAAUGUAUCAGUUUGACUCCAGUCACUUCAACUUGGUCCACUGUCAAAAGACAUGUACAAAAAUACCUUGGUCCUGUUCUUGUGUUUUUAUGGCUGCUGAACAUGUCCUUAAGUACUCCAGCCAUAUUAUUCUCUAUUUCCUCAGCAAAUAACAGAACUGGCAAUAAACAUGCUGUGAAUCUUGAAUACUGCUUUGUGAGAUUCCCGUCGCAGGCUAUAAAACUGGCUAAUGGUGCACUGCAGACCUCCAGAGAUUUUAUACCCAUUGUACUUAUGAUCCUUGCCAGUGCUUAUAUUUUGCUAGUUCUGUACAGACACAGGCAGCAAGUAAAAGAGAUUCGGGACUCAAGCAAAAACCAGAGAUCCACAAUGGAGACCCGAGCAUCAAAAGCAGUGGUCACUUUGGUUACUCUUUAUGUUCUUUUCUUUGGAAUUGACAACAUUCUCUGGAUUUACACCCUGACGGUCACUAGGACAAUGCAGACCUCUCUCAUCUCAGAUCUCCGAGUUUUCUUUUCUUCACUGUAUGCAUCAGUCAGCCCUAUUGUUAUCAUUAUUUCAAAUAGAAAAGUCCACAACAAAUUAAAAUGCAGAAAGAUAAAAAAAGAAGCAAUGUAUUCGGAAACUGUAUCUUGA
This is a messenger RNA of Stegostoma tigrinum, 998 nucleotides long. RefSeq names its product olfactory receptor class A-like protein 1. Gene Ontology annotation, molecular function: pheromone receptor activity. The coding region runs from base 39 to 998 and encodes 319 amino acids. The transcript has a single exon. Lineage: Eukaryota; Metazoa; Chordata; Chondrichthyes; Orectolobiformes; Stegostomatidae. The record is from RefSeq and is a predicted model, not a curated record. Gene Ontology annotation, biological process: G protein-coupled receptor signaling pathway. Gene Ontology annotation, cellular component: membrane.